This is a messenger RNA of Phodopus roborovskii (desert hamster), 1158 nucleotides long. Its product is annotated as olfactory receptor 2K2-like. NCBI's taxonomy places the organism in Eukaryota, Metazoa, Chordata, Mammalia, Rodentia, Cricetidae. The record is from RefSeq and is a predicted model, not a curated record. Gene Ontology annotation, cellular component: membrane. Gene Ontology annotation, molecular function: olfactory receptor activity; G protein-coupled receptor activity. Gene Ontology annotation, biological process: G protein-coupled receptor signaling pathway.
AUGCAAGGAGAAAAUUCCACUGUUUGGAGUUUUUUUUUCCUGGAGGGAUUUUCCCGGUACCCACGGUUAGAGAUUGUUCUGUUUGUCUUCAGCCUUGUAAUGUAUUUGGUUACCAUCCUGGGUAAUAGUACCCUUAUUUUAAUCACUGUCCUGGAUUCGCACCUUCAAACCCCCAUGUACUUGUUUCUUGGAAACCUCUCUUUCAUGGAUAUCUGUUACACAUCUGCUUCCAUUCCUACUUUGCUUGUGAACUUGCUGUCAUCCAAGAAAACCAUUAUCUUUUCUGGGUGUGUGGUACAGAUGUACCUGUCCCUUUCCAUGGGAUCCACAGAGUGCAUACUUCUGGCUGUGAUGGCCUAUGACCGUUAUGUGGCCAUCUGCAAUCCUCUGAGGUACCCUAUCAUCAUGAACAGGCAAGUCUGUGUGCAGAUGGCCACUGUCUCCUGGGUGACAGGCUGUCUGACUGCCCUCCUGGAAACAAGUUUUGCCCUGAAGGUUCCCCUGUGUGGGAAUGUCAUUGAUCACUUCACAUGUGAAAUUCUUGCAGUGUUAAAAUUAGCUUGCAUGAGUUCGGUACUCAUGGACAUGAUUAUGCUGGUGGUCAGUAUUCUCCUUCUGCCCAUCCCAAUGCUCUUGAUUUGCAUUUCUUAUGGCUUCAUCCUUUCCACAAUUCUGAGAAUCAGUUCAACAGAGGGAAGAAACAAAGCUUUUUCAACUUGUGGUGCACACUUGACUGUGGUAAUCUUAUAUUAUGGGGCUGCUCUCUCCAUGUACCUGAAGCCUUCUUCAUCAAACUCACAACAAAUAGACAAAAUCAUCUCAUUGCUUUAUGGAGUGCUUACCCCUAUGUUGAACCCAAUAAUUUAUAGCUUAAGAAACAAAGAAGUAAAAGAUGCUGUGAAAAAACUACUGGGCAAAGUGCCAUUGGCACCAAGCAUAUGACUAUCUUUGAUUGGGUCCCUGUGACCUUCCCAAGGAUGUGCCAUUGUCAGAACUCAGCAGAGAAAUUCUAAACACCAUUCAGCUCUUUCAGACUCUGGCCUGAAUAUUAGCUCUGCAAUUUCACAGUCAUGAGGUAUUUGUUCACAGAGAAAUUUAUUAUGGAUGUAGGAGGUCCCAAGGUUCACUUACUAAUAUUUCUUGUCUUUGGUAUGACAU